AUAUAAAUAUAAAAACAGAGGAUUUAGUGGAUGGCAAGGCUUGGAGUGGACAAAACAAAAGGUAAGUACACGAAAUAAAAUCACAAGCGCAUGCAAACGGACUGGAUUGGGGACAACUAUUUACAGAAACUACAAUGAAAAAUUACACACAUACAAAAGAGUGCAAAAACAAGACAAUACGGAUAUACAACUGAACUACAUUUAACACGACAUUAAAAGAGACAGUUUAAAUAACAAAUAAGGUCAAGUUUCUAUUGCAUGUAAUAUAAUUCUAAUUAUAAUUAUCUUAAUUUGCUAUUUUCAGAGGAGAUGGACAACAACAAAGCAUCGGCCGGCAUAACAAACACACAUAUGUAUGUAUGUAUGUACACAAUGCACAUAUGGGCAUUGUGUUGCAUGCCGGCCAACUCUGCCGUCCCCCCCCUGGUCGUCAUAGAUGGAUGGAAUCACCCGCAAAUGUAAUGGAAGCGCCGUCGUCGGAGUGGAUUUUGCUGCUGUUGCUGCUGGAUUCUGGCUGCUGGUACUGGAUGCAGAUGACGGCUUCUGGUGAAGAUGGCCCCUUACAGGGGGCACCAGUGGCGCAGGUCCGGCCACCAGUGGAUUGGAUGGAUACUCGCACACACAUUAGCACCCUCAGCGACUCGGGUCCGGCCGCCUGGAGAGUGCGUGUAUUGGCGUGUGUAUGUGUGCGAGUGUCGGAAUUGGCGAGCCUCUGGACGGACCAUCCAGAGUUGUCCCACUCGACCAUAGAUAAGCGGCUCUGGUCCGGCCGCCUGCAGGUUUUCUGUUGUGGCUCCGUCGUCGGAUUAAUGGCUGUCCGCGCCAUCAUUAAAUACACCCUCUAUGGACCAGAAGGGUGUAUGGAUUUGGAAGGGAUGAUGGCGUGAGGAUUUGCAGUGGGCGUGGCAUGUUUGCGCGCCCAUUGUCCAACACAUGACCACCAUCAAGCGGCUGCUGGUCCGGCCGCCCGCUGGUAAAUACCUGUGCAGGGCUGCUCGCUGGUGUGGACUUGGAUGCUGUUGCUGCUGCUGCUGCUGCUGCUGGUUGCUGGUUGGUUUCUCCGCAGUUGAUUUAUUCCUUUUUUAUUUAUUUCAGAUUUAUCUUUUAGUGGCUGCGUCGUCGAUGUGGAUUUGGAUGCUGCUGUUGCUGCUGCUGGAUGCUGUUUGGUUGCUCUGCCGUGGCUGCGUCGUCGCAAAGGAUUGGAUGCUGUUGCUGAUUGCUGCUUCUGUUUGCCGGCCGCUUGCAGGUAAGUGAGUUAUUUGUUAAUUUAUUUUUGUAUUUUAUUUUAAUUGUUCUUUUCUUUUAUUUCGGGUUUCUCUGUCGUGGCUGCGUCGUCGAUGAAUGUCGGCAACGUCCUCGACCAAUACACUCUCCAUGGACCAGGCGAGUGUUUCCCAAUGGUGAGGAUGGUCGGCGUAAGGAUUUGUGGAGGGCGUGGCAUGUUGAGGCGGCCCGUGUCCAGCACUAAACCAAGUGCA
Messenger RNA from Drosophila subobscura, 1478 nucleotides. RefSeq lists its product as uncharacterized. Lineage: Eukaryota; Metazoa; Arthropoda; Insecta; Diptera; Drosophilidae. The record is from RefSeq and is a predicted model, not a curated record. Bases 934 to 1254 code for a protein of 106 amino acids. The transcript has 6 exons.